CUCUAUCAGGUAUGCCUGGCAACGAGCCACUCUGAACCUUGCAUUAGUUCCUUGCGAUUGCGAGCUCGUGUUCGCAAAAGAACGUUCUGGACUAGUGGCAACCCCACACCCAAUAGAAGUAAUAUCUCCCUAUCGAUCUUUAUUUUAUGUGGGCGUGUAGGAGUACCUAAGGUACAAGGGGAUACAGUCUGAUCAGUUGUGGAACGAUCGACAUGGAGGACAAGCAAAGUGAAUGUCAUGCGGACGAGAUUCCCAGAGGAGAAAGAGGAAGCGGUCUCGAAAGCUUGUCACCUGUGUACGCUGACGAGGGAGAAGUCAACUUGCAAGACAUCAGCAUACCCGAACAUUAUUCUCAUGAUGACAUCUGGUACAAGAUGGACAAUCUGAACGCAGGAAAAAAGUGUGGAAUAUGUGCCAUCAUAAAAGUUAAGAGUCCUGACACGCAAGAACAAUUGGGAGCUGAAGCAGACGCCAAGACCAUAGAAAGUGUAUUUGGUGGCGUCAUUGGCUUUGACGUUAAAGUUUACCACGCUUCCACACCAGCAGAUACCCGCGAAAAGCUCAAAACGUGUAAAGACGAUAUUGAGAAGGAUUCGUCGAGAGCAUCAGAUUGCUUCGCCUGCUUUGUCCUGGGUCACGGCAAGGAAGAUAUCACGUUCCCUUUCGGCGGCGAACUGAUUGACCUGGAAUACAUCUACGAACAGUUCAGUAACAAAGUCUGCACGAAGCUUCUUGGGAAACCCAAAUUGUUCUUCUUACACACGUUACGUGGCUGGAAACAGGGAGGCGAACAUCACUUUGCUGACGGUCCGAGCAAGACUACAAGUGUGCCUUCACGUGCUGAUUUCUUUACAUUCGAGAGUACCUCCGCAGGUUAUCUUUCGUCUCCGGGUUCAGUUCGUGGUUCUUUAUUCGUCCAGGCGCUCUGUCAAGUCAUCAAAAGAGACUAUCUUACCAAGAAUUUCCAAGAAAUGAUGACACUGGUCAAGUAUUAUGUAGCACGGGAAAAGAAACCGGAUGAGACACUGUACAGACACUCCACGCUCACGAAGAAUAUUCGGUUUGCAGCUGAAGAGAUCGACGUGGACGACGAACCCACAUCAUCGCACCCAAGUACUGUUGUGAACAGACAACUGAUAGAUGAGAUCGACGUGGACGACGAACCCACAUCCUCGCACCCAAGUACUGUUGUGAACAGACAACUGAUAGAUGUGCGGCCACCAAGUCCGCGUAUUGAAGAUAACCGAAACAACCCUAUUGCGGAUAGGAACCUGGAGGUUGUGUCACAUACAGAGAUAAAAUGGAGGCCGAAAGGAAUAAGAAAGUUGGUGAAACUCGGUGAAGUCGGAGGAAAUUACAGAAUAGUCAGUACAAGAUUCAUGUUGAAAGGUUACACCUUCGAGCUAGAGGUUACUGCCGAGGACAAGGAUGGAAAGGCGCAUCUGGCGGCUGUGCUACGCCUGUGCCUCGGUCGCAAUGACGAUAACCUGGAAUGGCCAUUCAAUACGCCGUACAUGAUAACCCUCUGCCACCCUCAUGACGAAGACUAUACCAUCCCUGUACCUGCUGUAUUCGGCACCCAUACCCGUACUUCCUAUGUGAGGCCACAGGGUGGCAGUAAUCCUGGUGUUACGUUCUUCCUCAUACCGCUUGAAGCAUUUCAACGGCGCCAUUAUAUAAUCGACGAUGCCAUUUGCUUGUCAUUGAAGUUGCACGCUUCAGUUAAAUAGUACACUAUACGAUAAUGCGUCAAAAACCCUCUAUAUGAUAUGCUGGGUACGACACUUUUAUUGUAAUAUUUUCCAAUUUUGCAGAACGCACGUGUGGUCUGUGCUACACCAGUGUUGCAGACAUAUAAAAACACAUAAACAGAACACAUUUGGGUAAUCCACAAUGACGGUACAUGGGCCACUGAUGUAAAGGCAGGCAGUAGGGUUCGGAAUCCCGAGCCGUUUCACAUUCCCGGGAUUUCGGAAUUUCAAAAUGUGGAUCCCGGAAUCCCGGUACGGGAUCGGGAUUUUUUCAAAACUAUACCCAGGAUGCCGUAUAUGACCGUAUCCACUUGCACAACAAUGCUAUCACAAAUUUUGAUAUAGUUCACGUCUCCUGUCAUCCCCACGGAACAUUCGAAAAAAAAAAAGCGCAAAAAAAACUGCUCAAAUGGGACAACCCUGCGUAUUACAUUGAGUAUUCGCACCGUGCCGCGACAAACGAAAGCAGAUGUCUGUCUUCCUUCCCUUUAUCAAAUUCCUUGAAAGUACCGGCCUGAUGGACUCCCUCUAAGACCCCGUCAGCGCCGUCAGCAUCAUUCUCAUCACCAUCCUCUCAUUUUCCCCCAAUAGCAAUGGGGUAGCAUUCUGCUCAAUGAGCGGAAGUCAUCCCCAUAUCAUCGUCAUCAUGUAUCUCCCUCUCUCUCUCGCACCGUGCCUGCGUGUCAAGUGAAAUGCCGCAAUGAAAUCCCUCUCUUCUUCUCGUCUGCUACGCAAUACCUUCUGGCUGCGUCCCAGGAUAUUUCCCGCAGUUAGUAGUGCACGAGAAGAUCCAUACUUAGAUGUACAGCAAUUCUAGUUACGCAAAAAUGAAUGACAUAUUUCGCAUCAUUCGCUGGAGUCUGGGGAAUGCCACUUGUGUGAAUGCAUGGAAUAAUGCGGUUUGCUCGUCUUGCCUUUUAUUCAUCCACAGUGACUGUUGUCCUCUGGCCUGAAGCAGCAGAGUCUAUAAUUCUCUGAAAAGGCUGUCUCCAUUUUCUGUGUUUACCUUUGAGAGUAUUUAUUGUUGUUGUUGUAUUUACUGUUUCAAAUAUACUUAUUCGUGAGAAUUAAGAGAACGAAAGAGAUAUCCUGCAAUAUUUCUUGUUGUAGGAUUGGAAAACUCCUUCUGAUUUCAUGGGGGUUUUAUGCUACUUAAGGGCUGUUUUCCUCUACAGCUUGCGUAGUUUACACGUGUCAGCAGCUAAUGUUGUUGUAAAGUGUCAUGGACGACUAGGUUGGUCCGCUUCGGAGCCCAAACGAUAUUUUUUUGAGGAAGGGACGCUUGAAACAAACCUCGAUUGUAACCCUUCUUUCCCUUUACUCGUACCACGGAAUAUUUGUUGUGAAAAAAGUCGAAAUUUAUAAUCUCCAAAUCUCGCGAUUUGGACUUGCCAAAUUGCCAAACCUCAAAUUAUGCUAAAAUCCCGGGAUUUCAGGACCCCGGGGUCCCGGGCUUCGAACCCUGGUAGGUUUACAACCAGCCUUGUAAAAGAAUCACGAUUGUUAUGACAAUAUCGAGAAAGUUUGAUUCAUUCGAUUGACUUUGAUUUAUUUGAUCUAAAUCAACUUUUGAGCAGGCAUUUCGUUUGGACUACGAACACCACUCCUGUGAAAAUCUGGGAAGUAAACCCUGACGACACACUCUAAAAACAGUACUUCACAGCAUAGCACGCCGUACGCCGACCAUUUCCACGAAUGAUAGCGUUAUCGCUUUUGAUUCGAAAGUAGACCAGGGCGUGGCAAUUUGGAUAUAUGAAAAUUGCCACAAAUAGGCAUACGCAUCCAUCUCUCUUCGGAUCACAAGCGAUAAUCCAAUAAUUCGUGGCCAUGGUUGGCGCACAGCGUGCUAUGCGGUGAAGUUCUGUUUUUAGAGUGCAUAGACUGCACAGAAGUCGCUUAUGUAGUUGACGCAGAGCAGUAGAGAUGGAAAGAGACACGCUUAGAGUUCCACAGCGAAUAUCAGUCACCGUUGCUAAGCCGGAACAAAUGCCUUCUUGUUGCAAUUUGGAUGUAUGAUAAUUGCUUUUAUCACCGUUUUAGACCCUUAUGAGACACUAUGUUAAAGGGUCCCUGACCAGUGGUUUUGGAGCCGUUUUCGCAAUUGAGAUCGAUGGAAGGCAUCAAGAGGAGCUUCCCCACCAAUUUGCGUGCUUUCAAGCAGAGUAGUUUUUCUAAAAUCGAAUUUCCAAAAUCCUGCGUCAAUCCCGUUCAGCACGCCAAGCGUCAAACCGAGGAAGCGCCCGCGCAUAAAUUAAAACAUAUGCAAGUGACGUGUGCCGUGACGUCGAGCCGUACCCAACCACAGUCUGGAAUUACGUAGGUGUGGUUGUGACAUCAGCAUGAACUUGUAACCCAUUAUUUGUACAAAAUGAUCCUUGUACGUGCAUUUCUAAAUGUUAAAAUGUGCAGGAAUAAAAAGUAUACCCAGUAUCUCACA
Ornithodoros turicata is the source of this 4188-nucleotide messenger RNA. RefSeq names its product caspase-7-like. Gene Ontology annotation, biological process: proteolysis. The transcript has 11 exons. Lineage: Eukaryota; Metazoa; Arthropoda; Arachnida; Ixodida; Argasidae. Bases 213 to 1730 code for a protein of 505 amino acids. Gene Ontology annotation, molecular function: protein binding; cysteine-type endopeptidase activity. The record is from RefSeq and is a predicted model, not a curated record.